AUGAAGUCGCUGCUCCUGGUCGUGCUCUUCAUGUGUCUGGCUUCGGCUGAUGAGGCGGCCGGAUCGGUGUGCGAGAACGACGCCACUUGCCAGGAGACGCUUGGGUCAGCGUACUAUUGUUUGAACUCCGCGUCGAAAUCUCCGAAGACAUGUGAGAAGCUAAAGAAAACUGAAUGCCUGACGGACGAUGUUUGCAACCCACCGCGAGGGAUCUUCGCAGCCCUGCCAAAUCCGUUCUGCCAUUUUGACGACUACUGCCGAGGAGGGUGGUACGAGGGAAAACACUACCACUGUAAAGCUGUCGAGGGAACCGAGCAGAAAAUUUGCAAGAAAUUACCCGUCCUCCAAUGCGUCGACGAAUCCGACUGUUGGAUGUACAAGCAGCCCGCUUGCAUUGGCUACCACGAGGGACGUCCGGGAUACUGCCUGGAGACAGAUCCGAAUGCA
Molecule: messenger RNA, 447 nt
Organism: Mesorhabditis spiculigera
Lineage: Eukaryota; Metazoa; Nematoda; Chromadorea; Rhabditida; Rhabditidae
Source: the annotation of a GenBank genome assembly